Messenger RNA from Peronospora matthiolae, 450 nucleotides. The record is from the annotation of a GenBank genome assembly. NCBI's taxonomy places the organism in Eukaryota, Oomycota, Peronosporomycetes, Peronosporales, Peronosporaceae.
AUGUGGCUACUGUCCGCUCAACUGACGCGGAAUUGGCGUAACGAGGGACUCUGUGACGUCUCUCUCUUGUCUGAUAGAUCAAAGACUUGGGCUUUAGGGCUCAAGCUUCACGACCCAAACGUGUUUGAGUCGUUGGAGAUUUUGAAGUCUCGGCUUAAAGAGACGAUUGAGCCGCCGAGAGCCGAGUUCAGAGCACGCUCUGCACUCUUGAGGCUAAAGCAAGGUAAGCGUGACAUGUUCCGAGAGGACUUCCAUACGCUGGAAAAGGCGAUAGCGUAUGCGGAACAAGAAGACUUCAGCCUGACACAGUCUCAGGACAACUCGUCCAACUAUCGUCCGAUGAAACGACAGGAAACAAGAGGUCCCGAACCAGUGGACCUCUGUUACAUCGAGAGCGAGAACUCUCGCUCUCUGAGUCACAAUCGAACGGCAAGAUGCCAUCGCUGUUAG